AUGAUGCUAAGAUCAAAUGGCAAACCCCCACUUGCCAGAUCUCCCAUUAGGCUUCGUCCUCGCAACGCUCUUCAGCCCACUGCAAGCAACACUGCGCAGAUCCCACCAGGUUCUUUGACGAAAUCCCAGUUGCCUAAAUGCUCUUGGGACUUGGAAAAACUUGAGGUUCGUCCUGAAUACAACACCAUUUCCUGUGAAUUAAGGGUUCUUGCUAAAAUGGUGCGACAAGAAUUUGGAACUGGUGAUGAAAACAUGGAUGUUGAAAUUGAUAACGGUGUUUUGAGCACUAAUCGGAAUCCUUUGUUUGAGAGGGGUAGGUUUUAUGAAGAAUACUCUGCAAGAAGAAAUGAGAGGCUGAAGAGAAAGAAGGGUGAAAUGGAGGGUCAUAAGAAGAAGCCCAUGAAUAAUCUUGGAGUCAGAAUUGAAUCUGCAAAGAAGUUAGACAGCAGGAGAAAAAUGGCGGUGGCUGCCACCCCGAUGAUGGUUCAGAGAGAGGCUGCAACACCGCCGAGGUAUUUGCUGAGGAGCAGUGCUAGAAAGGAGAAUAAGAAGCCUCCUCUGCCGAAGAAUUUUGAGAAUUCUGUUGGUCAAGGUACUAACUUGGCAUCAAAAGAUACACAGAGGACUAAAUUGACUUUCCCCGAUAAUCGUGGGACUUAUGGAAAUGCUAGAUACACGGAGUACAAAAUUGUCUUUGCAUGA
Messenger RNA from Fraxinus pennsylvanica, 702 nucleotides. The record is from the annotation of a GenBank genome assembly. NCBI's taxonomy places the organism in Eukaryota, Viridiplantae, Streptophyta, Magnoliopsida, Lamiales, Oleaceae.